AUGUUGCUUUGUUUGAGCCCCAAGAACAGGUAAAGAGUGUAGUUCAUUGGAAACCAUUCCUCUCUAAAGUCAAGGAAAGAGAAGCUAACCCACCAAGGCUUUUAGGCUGCUUUCAAAACAUUCUUCAUCGACAGGGAUGAAAUGUCAUUACAACUUGGGCAAAGCCGAUUUCCGGAAAAUCUAUGGCAACGUGAAAAGCUAAGUUUCUAAUUUGAUCACAAAAUAUAGGCUGGUUUCAUCUUCUCUCUUGUAAAAUUUCCAAAGUUCUCCAACAAAAAAUCGUGAGGGUAAUUCAAAAUUCGCAACCAUUCUUCGUCAAAUUUUCAAAUCUUCGGCAGAUCAUCUUAAGAUGGGUCUGUCGUUCACCAAGCUAUUUAAGCGCUUGUUUACCAAGAAGGAGAUGCGCAUUCUGAUGGUUGGUCUAGAUGCGGCUGGUAAAACCACAAUUUUGUACAAGCUCAAAUUGGGGGAAGUUGUCACUACUAUUCCUACUAUUGGAUUCAAUGUGGAGACUGUCGAGUACAAGAACAUCAGCUUCACUGUAUGGGAUGUCGGUGGUCAGGAUAAGAUUCGACCUUUGUGGAGGCACUACUUUCAGAACACACAAGGUCUUAUAUUUGUGGUGGAUAGCAACGAUCGGGAUCGUGUGUUAGAGGCUAAAGAUGAGCUACACCGGAUGCUUAGUGAGGAUGAAUUGAAAGAUGCAGUAUUGCUUGUAUUUGCAAAUAAACAAGAUCUUCCAAAUGCAAUGAACGCUGCUGAGAUCACGGAUAAGCUUGGCUUGCAUUCUCUUCGACAACGACACUGGUAUAUACAGAGCACAUGUGCAACUACCGGGGAAGGUCUGUAUGAAGGUCUGGAUUGGCUUUCCAACAAUAUUGCUAGUAAGAAACAUUAGACCCAAGUCUGUUCUAUAUAGAUUUAUAUAUAUGAAAGUCGACGUUUAUUUUUUGACUAUACAUAUAUAUACAUUUUAUAUGUAAAUGAUAAUAAUCUGAGGGUUCAUGUUGUUUUAAUUUACAUUUCUUUCAUCUUGUGAAAAA
This is a messenger RNA of Erigeron canadensis, 1043 nucleotides long. Its product is annotated as ADP-ribosylation factor-like. Gene Ontology annotation, biological process: vesicle-mediated transport; intracellular protein transport. Gene Ontology annotation, molecular function: GTPase activity; GTP binding. The coding region runs from base 350 to 898 and encodes 182 amino acids. Lineage: Eukaryota; Viridiplantae; Streptophyta; Magnoliopsida; Asterales; Asteraceae. The transcript is spliced from 7 exons. The record is from RefSeq and is a predicted model, not a curated record. Gene Ontology annotation, cellular component: cytoplasm.